ACAAUCAAAGAUGUUCAAAAGCAAAAUCAGUUUCUUCUCUUGUCUUCUUGCUCUCUCAACACUCUCGCUAAUAAUCAUCUUAGGCCCUUCAAACCCUUUUACGGUCAUUAAACCUACGCAAGAAAAUUCUGCGAAUGAGAAAUACUAUUGUGAUUUGUCUGAAGGCAAAUGGGUGGGAGAACCAAAAGGAUCACUCUAUACAAACUCGACAUGUAGAAUGUUGCCCGAAAUGAAGAACUGUGUCAAGUAUGGGAAGGAUAAAGGGUAUUUGUAUUGGAAGUGGAAGCCUGAGAGGUGUGAGCUGCCGAGGUUCGAUGCGAUGGAGUUCUUGAGGGUUGUUAGAGGGAAGAAGAUGGCGUUUGUUGGGGAUUCUCUUGCUCGGAAUCAGAUGGAAUCACUGUUGUGUCUCCUCUCGCAGGCAGAGUCUCCAACAGACACUUACAAGGACCCAACCGACAAGUCCCAAACAUGGCACUUCCCCUCUCACAACUUCACCCUCAUGGCCAUCUGGUCACAAUUCCUAGUCCACGCCACAGAGACAACCACCACCAUCAACAUUAAUGCAACACUUUCAAACACAUUCAACCUCCAUCUGGACAAAGUCAACCCCAAAUGGUCAACUGAUCUACUCCCUCACCUCCACUUCAUCCUAAUCUCAGCCGGCAACUGGUUCUUCCGUCAAAACUACCUUUACCUCAACGAAACACUAAUCGGGUGCAUCUGGUGCAAUGACAAAAACCUGACAGGUUUCGACGCACAAUUCGCUAUACGAAAAGUUUUCAGAACUACACUGCAGUUCAUAGCAAGUUGUGAGGAGUGUGACGAUGGGCUCGUUACUUUGUUGAGGACCUUUUCGCCCUCUCAUUUUGAGCAUGGGUCAUGGUUCACUGGUGGGUAUUGUAACAGGACUCAGCCUUUGGAUGAGGGGGAGUUGAGAUUUGAGAGGAGCAAAGAAAUGGAGAUUAGAGGGAUUCAGUUGGAGGAGUUGGAGAGAGUUAGAGGGAAGAAGAGGAGGUUUGAGGUUUUGGACGUGACAAAGGCAGUGAUGCUUAGGGCUGAUGGGCAUCCGGGGGAGCACGUGAAUAGGAAAUGGACCAACAGUUCUAUUAAGGAUUGUUUGCAUUGGUGCUUACCGGGGCCUGUUGAUAUGUGGAAUGAUGUUUUAUUGCAAACUAUUAAGACUUGAUUCUUUAUUUGGUAUGCAUUAGUAGGAUUUGGAUCCUCUCCACUACAAAAAAGUAGUGGAGAGACCAUUGCUUUUAAUCUUAAUCGUUGAUUAUUUA
Molecule: messenger RNA, 1283 nt
Organism: Asparagus officinalis (garden asparagus)
Lineage: Eukaryota; Viridiplantae; Streptophyta; Magnoliopsida; Asparagales; Asparagaceae
Product: protein ALTERED XYLOGLUCAN 4-like
Exons: 2
Coding region: 11-1186 (391 amino acids)
Cellular component (GO): Golgi apparatus
Molecular function (GO): O-acetyltransferase activity
Source: RefSeq, a predicted model, not a curated record